This is a messenger RNA of Ictalurus punctatus (channel catfish), 696 nucleotides long. RefSeq names its product dolichyl-diphosphooligosaccharide--protein glycosyltransferase subunit dad1. The transcript has 3 exons. Gene Ontology annotation, biological process: protein N-linked glycosylation. The record is from RefSeq and is a predicted model, not a curated record. NCBI's taxonomy places the organism in Eukaryota, Metazoa, Chordata, Actinopteri, Siluriformes, Ictaluridae. The coding region runs from base 112 to 453 and encodes 113 amino acids. Gene Ontology annotation, cellular component: membrane; oligosaccharyltransferase complex.
UCCUAAGUAGUGCGCAAGUGUAGGAAGUACGUUAAUAUUUAGCACACAGCCACUCAUUUACCUGACGUUGUACCUGUAGUAAGUUUUAAGCGGCUGUUUAGACGCAGAAACAUGGCUAUUUUGGUGUUUUCGAUCAUUUCGCGUUUUGUGAAAGAAUACGCGACCACAACACCGAAUAAACUCAAAGUAAUAGAUGCAUAUUUGCUGUACAUGUUAAUGACAGGAGCUUUUGAGUUCCUGUAUUGCUUGCUGGUGGGGACCUUCCCGUUCAACAGCUUUUUGGCAGGCUUCAUUUCCUGUAUUGGAUCGUUUACUCUGGCAGUGUGCCUGCGCAUCCAGGUCAAUCCGCAGAAUAAAGAACACUUCAGGUCUGUGUCGCAGGAAAGUGCUUUUGGUGACUUCCUGUUUGCACACACCAUCCUUCAUCUCGUGGUGGUCAAUUAUAUUGGCUGAAUGAAAUUCACCUUCUCACCUGGUGCUACUUUUUGCAGGUGUGGAGAUGAAAUGUGGAGCCCUUACUGACCAAUAACUGUCUAUGUAUGACAGCUCAAGCAAUGAAAAUGCACAUUUUAAUAUGUUUGAUAUAGUUGUUUUUUACUGUUUUGUGCUUGUCCAUCUCAGGAAUAAAGUUUUGUACCUUUUUAAAAAACUGUUACAAUAACUUCAUCAGGAAUAAAGGAAUUAUACAAGCCAUGA